This is a messenger RNA of Daphnia pulex (common water flea), 678 nucleotides long. RefSeq lists its product as uncharacterized. The transcript has 4 exons. The record is from RefSeq and is a predicted model, not a curated record. Lineage: Eukaryota; Metazoa; Arthropoda; Branchiopoda; Diplostraca; Daphniidae. Bases 11 to 484 code for a protein of 157 amino acids.
UGUUCCCAAAAUGCCAAAAGUACCCAAGAAAAUAAGUCGUGAAGAGAUGAUUAAAAACCUCGAAAAAGCUCGAACCAAGCACGCCAAACAUUUCAGUUCGGAUUUUGAAGUUCCAGAGAUUGUUGAUGGGAACGUGAGGGCCAAGUGUUUGUAUUGCAAGAUAUACUUGGUUGCGACUGGAUUCAAUUUAAGUCGGCAUGUUUGCCUAAAGAAAAAGCUGUUUCCCCCCAUCAAACAAUUGCAAGGUCCUAACCCCCCCGAAACACAGCCAACCAUCGACGAGGUUCUAGAGGAAAAUCGGCAACUGCGUGCCCAAUUGGAAGUUAUCCCCGUGCUCCAAGACGAAAUUCGGAAACUGCACGAAAUUGCAGCGGUAACUGACCAAGUUCAUCUGGCAGACGACGUUGAUGGUCUUUUGCCACUUGAAGCCAAACAUCCUCCGUGCCAGGCCAUAUCCGACUCCCAGAGUGAAAAAGUUCCAUGAUCGAUUCAAUUACCUGAUUAAUAAUUAAUUCGUUGUAAUAAUAAUAAUAUUGUUCAGUGUUUUCUGUAGAGAUACAUGAAUUACUGAAUGUAAGCCACACAACAACAAUGAAUAAGGCUGAUUAUUAUUACGUCUUCAUAUUAAUAUUAAGCUAACCUGGUCGGCAAAGUUCUUUGAUAAGCGACUGGUCAGCC